CUGCUUCAAAAAUGUGAACAAUGCCAUUGCUUUCUAGCAAGCAGAACUGGUGAGAGAGCAGAUAGGAGGGAAAUACAACAACUGGACACAUGAUAGAUGUUGUAGUAGCACUUGGGAUCAGACUAAGUAUAGCUCUGUGUCACAGCAGGAUUUGGGGGGCUCUCGUUGUGAUCGUAUCCUACCUACGCACUCUGUUCUUCAGGAAGAAACAAUUUCUACCCUGAGAAACACAUGGAGGCUUAGCAAAACACUUCCACCAAGUUAGAAGAGUGAUGACCAUCCUUUUCCUUACUAUGGUUAUCUCAUACUUCAGUUGCAUGAAAGCUGCCCCGAUGAAAGAAGCUAGUGUAAGAGGACAAGGCAGCUUGGCUUACCCAGGUCUUCGGACCCACGGGACACUUGAAAGCCUAAAUGGGCCCAACGCUGGUUCAAGAGGACUGACGUCGCUGGCGGACACUUUUGAGCACGUGAUAGAGGAGCUUCUAGAUGAGGAUCAGGACAUCCAGCCCAGCGAGGAAAACAAGGAUGCGGACUUGUACACAUCCCGAGUCAUGCUGAGCAGCCAAGUGCCUUUGGAACCCCCGCUGCUUUUUCUGCUUGAGGAGUACAAAAACUACCUGGAUGCUGCAAACAUGUCCAUGAGAGUCCGGCGUCACUCGGACCCAGCUCGCCGUGGGGAACUGAGCGUCUGCGACAGCACGAGCGAGUGGGUAACGGCGGCGGAGAAAAAGACUGCAGUGGACAUGUCUGGUGCGACCGUCACAGUCCUUGAGAAAGUCCCGGUACCGAAAGGCCAACUGAAGCAAUACUUCUAUGAGACCAAAUGCAACCCCAAGGGGUACACAAAGGAAGGCUGCAGGGGCAUAGACAAGAGGCACUGGAACUCGCAGUGCCGAACUACCCAGUCUUACGUGAGAGCUCUCACCAUGGAUAACAAAAAGAGAGUUGGCUGGCGGUUUAUAAGAAUAGACACUUCCUGUGUAUGUACAUUGACCAUUAAAAGGGGAAGAUAGUGGGCUCAUGUUGUACAGAUUAUAUUGAGACGAAAUUAUCUAUUUGUAUAUAUACAUAACAGGGUAAAUUAUUCAGUAAAAAAUAAUUUUAUGGACUGCAUGUAUAACUGAAAGUUUAUACAGUACAGUGAUUCCACAAUCUAUUUAUUGAACGUAUCCAUGACCUGAAAGGGAACAAAAGUCAAAGUCAUUUGCGCACAAAUUAAAAACAAAACAAAAAAAAAAAAAGGAAAAAAGAGGAGAAAAAAAAAAAAAGAAAAAAAGCAAACAAACUAAAAAGUCUGCAUUACAUUCCUCGAUAACGUUGUGGUUUGUCGCCGUUGCCAAGAAUUGAAAACAGAAAAAGAUUUAAAAAAAAAAAAAAAUUAAAAUUGCAUGCUGCUUCAAUUGUGAAUUGAUGAUAAACUGUCCUCUUUCAGAAAAAUAAAUUGAACCAAAACAUUCCGUUUACAUUUUAGACAGUAAGUAUCUUUAUUCCUGUUAGUACUAUAUGUUUACUGCUUUUACCUUCUGAUAGCGUUGGAAUUAAAACAAUGUCAAGGUGCUGUUGUCAUAGUUUUACUGUUUCUCUUAUUUUUGAAUUCCCAUCAGAUUUGGGAAGAAGAACAACAACAACAAGGAAAACCACAUUACCUUAUUCUGGAUUAAAGACAAAUUUGUUUCUUGUAUGUUGUGAAGGUGUUUGCAAUAGCAAUCCGACUACUACUGAUAAAAAUAAAUAAAUAAAAAGAGGCAACUGAAAAAGAAUGGUGAUGUUCCACUUCACAUUGUUGAACUUCAGGCUUCAAGGCAGCACUCAGUUAACUGUCUGUCAACAUGCUUUGCUGGGUUAUUUUUUUAGUAAGUCAUUGUCUUUUGAGACUUGCCUUUCUUUACACCAUAUUUGAUUGUGUUUGGGGUCCCCUCCCCUUUUCUCUCUCCAAGAAGGUUGGCUGUGAGCUUCAGAAUGUUUCACUCUGCAUACAGCUGGAGCUUGUCACGUAGAAAAUGCUCUAUGGAGCAUUGAGAGCGGUGAUAACAGUGUAAUAUGACUGUGCUUGGAUCUGACAUCAUAGUGAAGCCUGGCAGUGGUGUCAAUGCAAUAGGGUCUGAAACCCUCCCCAGUGAAUCGGAGGUCAGCAGCACUGGAGAGCUCGGUCAGUUCAGAGGAAGGUUUGACUGAGGCUGUCCGGAUUGUAGUUGGGACUGAACUUGGUCCUGUGCAUCUCCUCCAUGGAGGGGAAGCUGUGCCCUGCACACGUGGUGCACACAGCCUUUGUGCUCCAGUGUGAGAGCCAGGGGUGGAGGCAGCCAACGCUUAAUGUGCAUGUCUGCUACUGUCAGCCUGCGCGAAACAAGAACUGGCGUUAAAAGGAAGUGAAGAGCAAGGGCUGGAGUAGCUGGCUUAACAUCUGCUUAGGUUCUGACCUGCUUACUAGGCCCUGUGCUGCCGCUCUAAUGAGCUAGACAGAAGUAGUUCCAAAAAGGCAGGUUGUAAGCUUCAGAGCUGGGCGUAGCGCUUCAUCUGGAUACUGUGGGUGGAGAGGCAGACAUAGCUCAUUAGUGAGCUCAAUAAAGAGAGAUGCUGUAUUUGCAAAUCCUCUAGGCAAAGUAGCUGGAGCAAAGAGGGGAAUGCUGGAAGACGUAACUAUUGAGAAAUCUGCAUAGUGAAAAUUAAUUAAAAGCUGGGCACAGCUGAUUCGAAAUAUCAUCCCCUGUGAAGAAUAUAUUUCACGCAGAAUUGAUACCGUUCCUAGUAGAAACCCUGUCUGCUAACUUCUGUGAGCUGGCAUAGAUGCCUUCAGAGUAAGUGGUUUCUUCUUAGGGUAAAAGGGCUUCCCUUUGCUAGGAAUGUCAAAGUGGAGUCAUCCUCACUGUAAAAAUAAUUUCAUAUUUUGUAUUGGCUGCACGUUUCCGGGCUGUGAACAAGAAGAGAACAUUAUGUGACCGACUUGAGCUUCAAACUUGAGGCAUUCCCACCUAAAAACCAGAAACUAAGGAAAUCUUACUGAAAUGUCCCAAGCUUUGGCUGUUCCUUAUGCAAGCUGGACGCUUGUGGUGAGGGAAAAAAUUAUUUUUUCUGUAGCCAGGAUGUUUAUGCAUAUUAUAAUCCGUGGCAUUUAGUAACCUGAACAUCUCUUGGGUGCUGUUGUUCUCAGCCGUGUUUCUAAACUGCUGCAGGGAGAUGGGGCAGCAGUAGCCCAACUCACAAGUGUGUUUGGUGGCAGUAAUGAGUGAGCAGCAUCAUCUAGAGCAUGGGAAAAAAAUGGUAGCUAGGACACAGUGGUAAUCUAAGGUAUCAAAACAAAAUAAUUCCCUGGUCAAACAAACUGAAUUUCCAAAAGAAGUGUUAGUGCAUAAACUAUGCUAGAAAUAAAGCUCCUCAUCUCUCCCAGUUAAUUAUGGGUACAGCUUCAGUUCAGUCGUUCUGACCUGGGAUGGUCACAGCUGCACUUGUCACAGUGAGAACAGUUGGAUGGCAGGUCCGAGCGCUGCUGUUAGCUCCGAGUAAUUGAAAUGAGUAGGACUUGCCAGCUUUGUAUUUAAAGCAACUCAAAAAUGUAACCCCUGCGUUAAUAGAAAUGGAGAAAACCCACUUUAUAUUACCUUUAGGAGCAGGGACUACAGCUGUUGUGUUACAGCACAGACAGGUGGCUUUUGCUCUUCAGCAGCUUUUCCAGCAGAGCCACCUGAUGGGGUUUCUCCUCCCAUCCCUUCUGCUCGUGUGCUGCUGAGCGCGGCCAGAGGAGCAGCCCUUGCUGUGGGGAGAACUAAGGGACAGCACUGAGAACGCAGGGAGGAACCAUGUCCUGCAGCUGCUCCCAGAGCGGAUUCCCAUCAUAUGUAUGUCAGCUGUUGCUUUCGACAUGUGUAUAACAUGAAAACUGGUAGUUAAGCUGUGCUCCUGUGGCUCUCAUUGCUUGACCCAAUGCAGACGUGAUGGCAGGCUCGGUUCAGUUCACAGAGUUGGUGGGGGGGGCUUGGUUUUCCUUCAUGUCACUUAAUUGAAAUCUUGCUGUGGUCUGUUUGUGACAGAGGUAUAUCAUGCAUGUCAGCAGGCCUAGUGCUGUGUUAAGUAAAGACUUGCAAAUGUAAGUUCAUGUCUGUGGCCUUGUUCUCUACUAUUCACCUUGUGUAACAUAAAUAUUUAUUGUAUAUUUAUAUAAUUUUAUGUUUUUUGGAGGAAAAAAACAAACACUGAA
Messenger RNA from Lagopus leucura (white-tailed ptarmigan), 4195 nucleotides. It is a transcript of the gene BDNF, whose product is annotated as brain derived neurotrophic factor. The transcript has 2 exons. Bases 273 to 1013 code for a protein of 246 amino acids. NCBI's taxonomy places the organism in Eukaryota, Metazoa, Chordata, Aves, Galliformes, Phasianidae. Gene Ontology annotation, biological process: cell surface receptor protein tyrosine kinase signaling pathway; memory; negative regulation of neuron apoptotic process. Gene Ontology annotation, molecular function: growth factor activity; nerve growth factor receptor binding. The record is from RefSeq and is a predicted model, not a curated record.